Lactuca saligna is the source of this 3616-nucleotide messenger RNA. Lineage: Eukaryota; Viridiplantae; Streptophyta; Magnoliopsida; Asterales; Asteraceae. The record is from the annotation of a GenBank genome assembly.
GGUUUGGUGGAUCAUAGUAUGUUGACAGUGGAAGUGCAUCUUCUUUAUCAAAGAAUGCUUUUGCUUUAUCUCAUAAAGUUAAAGAUGAUCCAAAAUCCAAUAAACUAAAUGGAAUGUUGGCAGUGGUUUUUCUCAUCAGGUUUUACAAGAUAAUAGUCCGUUAUCACUAACGAAUUUGAUUGUUAUUAACAUAAUUGACAUGAUACAAUACUGUAUAAUUUGUCCACUAUAUUUGCAUGCAUUUCUGACAAAAAUACUGAGAGAGUGUUAAGAAUUCAAAUCUUUGAAACCAUACGAAUAUAAGAAGGCAGAAGUUGCUAUCAUCACUCGACAACAUCCAAAAUCUGUCAUUGAUGCAUCAGCAAAUAAACCACAUAUAGGCCCUGAAAGCCUUCAUUACAAUGCUCAUUUCUUCCAAAAUGAAGCUACCAUUCCUCACUUAUUUUGUCUUCUUUGUCUUGUUCAAUUGUUGUCAUUCGGCUAAAACUCAUUCCUCACUGAAAAAACAAGCGUCGAUUCUCGUUACCUUGAAACAGUCUUUUGGAGUCUCCGAUCACCCUUUUUUGGUUAACUGGAAUCUCGUGGAUUACGCUUCGGUUUGUUCAAACUGGAGCGGCGUCACCUGUGAUAACGCCACCUUCUCCGUCGUCUCUCUGGACAUAUCGAAUUUAAACCUCUCUGGCACACUUUCACCGGCGAUCACACAGCUCCGUUCCCUUGAAACUCUUUCAGUGCCUGGGAAUGGUUUCUCAGGUGCAUUUCCGGCGAGGAUUCAUGAGUUAACAAGGCUUCGGUUUCUCAACAUAUCCAACAACAUGUUCGAUGGAGGUCUUGAGUUUAAUUUCACGUUACUUAAGAGAAUUGAAGUUCUGGACGCUUACAACAACAAUUUCUCAAGCUUGCUUCCCGUCGGCGUAUCUCGGCUGACCAGUCUCCAACACUUGAACCUCGGCGGGAAUUACUUUUCCGGUGAAAUUCCGGCAUCUUACGGUGGUCUGCAGCAGCUUACGUUCCUCCACCUCGGUGGAAACGACUUGCGGGGUUUUAUCCCUAGCCACCUUGGGAACCUGACAAAUCUGAAACAGCUUUCUCUGGGUUAUUUUAAUCAAUUUAACGGCGGAAUCCCAGUGGAGUUUGGUAAGUUGGUGAACUUGGUUCAUCUUGACAUGUCGAACUGUGGGUUAGAAGGUAAAAUCCCAAACGAACUCGGGAACUUGACGAAGUUAGAUACUCUCUACUUACAGACGAAUCGGUUGGUGGGUUUGAUUCCUUCUUCGUUGAGCAAUUUGGUUAGCUUGAAAUAUCUCGAUCUUUCGAACAAUCAGAUCGUAGGUGAGGUUCCACCGGAGUUAUCUUCUCUGAAAGAGCUGACAGUAUUGAAUCUUUUCAUCAACAGAUUGCAUGGAGACAUUUCUAUGUUCAUUGCAGAGCUACCCAAGUUGGAAUCUCUUAGUCUUUGGGAAAAUAACUUCACAGGUACCAUUCCUCCGAUGCUAGGACAGAAUGGUAAACUUAAAACACUUGAUCUUUCUACUAAUAAACUCACCGGAGUUAUCCCGAAGUCUUUGUGCUUUGGCCGGAAGUUGGAAAUCUUGAUUUUGUUCAACAAUUUCUUGUUCGGGUCAUUACCAGAUGAUCUUGGUAAAUGCGAGUCACUUAGCAGAGUACGAAUGGGACAGAAUUAUCUGAGUGGAUCGCUUCCAAAAGGCUUCUUGUAUUUACCUUCGUUGUCGCUUGUUGAAUUGCAGAAUAAUUAUUUAGCUGGACAGCUGGAAGAAUUAACCUCAAAUGGCCAGAAGGGUCCCUCCAAGUUGUUGGCUCAGUUGAAUCUUUCAAACAAUCGCUUAUCGGGUGUUCUUCCUACUUCUCUCGGAAACUUCUUGGGGCUCAAAAUCCUUCUCUUGGAUGGAAACAAUCUCUCCGGCGACAUUCCCGGCGAGAUAGGAGGUUUGAAGAACGUACUAAAGUUGGAUAUGAGUCGAAACAAAUUUUCCGGCGGAAUUCCGCCGGAGAUUUCUCAUUGUUCGUCACUCACGUAUCUGGAUCUUAGUCGAAACCAACUCACAGGUCCAAUGCCUCCUCAAAUAUCACAACUCCACAUACUGAAUUAUCUCAAUGUUUCAUGGAACCACUUGAAUGAAACCCUACCUGACGAAUUCGGUUCCAUGAAGAGCCUUACAUCCGUCGAUUUCUCUCACAACAACUUAUCUGGUUCGAUCCCGGAGAUCGGCCAGUACUCUCUCAUGAAACCCAGUUCAUUUUCCGGCAACCCUAACCUCUGUAUACCCUACCUUAACCACACCUGCAACAACUCAUCUUCAACAUCGCUUCAACAAAACAACAAGCAAGUAGAUAACAAAACCACAAAGGUUCCUCCAAGAUACAAGCUUGUUUUCGCUUUAGGUCUUUUAGUUUGUUCUCUAGCAUUCGUUAUAUUAGCAGUUAUCAAGACAAGAAAGAUGAGAACACCUUCUAAAUCAACAUGGAAGCUCACUGCAUUUCAAAAGCUAGAGUUCGGAAGCCAAGAUAUUCUCGAAUGCUUAAAGGACAAUAACAUAAUCGGACAAGGUGGUGCUGGUGUUGUUUAUGGUGGAACAAUGCCAAAUGGAGAGCAAGUGGCAAUCAAGAAGUUGGGAACAAGUAAAGGACAUGGUGGUUCACACGACAGUGGUUUAUCAGCAGAGAUGCAAACACUAGGAAGGAUCAGACAUCGGUAUAUAGUGAGGUUAAUGGCACUUUGUUCGAACAAGGAGACAAAUCUAUUGAUCUAUGAGUACAUGCCGAAUGGUAGUUUAGGUGAACUCCUUCAUGGAAAGAAAGGUGGUUGCGUUCUUAAGUGGGAUACGAGGCUUAAAAUAGCUAUAGAAGCUGCGAAGGGUCUUUCGUAUUUGCACCAUGAUUGUUCACCUCUUAUCAUUCAUAGAGACGUGAAGUCCAACAAUAUCUUAAUUAGUUCGGAUUUUGAGGCACAUGUAGCCGAUUUCGGGCUUGCAAAGUUCUUGAAUGUGGGUGGAGCAUCGGAGUGUAUGUCCGCAAUCGCAGGCUCGUAUGGCUAUAUCGCUCCAGAAUAUGCAUACACAUUGAAGAUUGAUGAGAAGAGUGAUGUAUAUAGUUAUGGUGUGGUGCUUUUGGAGCUUAUUACGGGGAGAAGACCGGUUGGGGACUUUGGGGAAAAUGGAUUGGACAUUGUUCAAUGGACGAAAAUGCAAACAAAUGGGAGGAAAGAAGGAGUUGACAAGAUCUUGGAUGAGCGGCUUAAGAAGGUUCCUCUAGAAGAAGCAAAGCAAGUGUUGUUCGUGGCAAUGUUGUGUGUCCAAGAGCACAAUGUGGAGAGACCUACCAUGAGAGAGGUGGUGCAGAUGCUUGUACAAGCUAAGCAACCCAAUACAUUUCAAACACAUUGAUUUUAUGUUUAGGUUUGUAACAAAAAUAAAAGAUUUCAAGUGGUUAGUUGUUUUGUGGUUAACAUUUAAAUGACAAGUAAUUAAUGUGGACUAAUGUUAAUGAAAUGUAAACAUAUAUUCUAGUUCGUUGCUACAAGGUCCAUGAAUCAUAUUAGAUAUAAUGUGUUUGUUGAAAUCGGUGGUUUGUUUGUUGUUUUUGACAUCGUGAAGAC